Diplodia corticola is the source of this 621-nucleotide messenger RNA. Its product is annotated as cell wall galactomanno protein. The record is from RefSeq and is a predicted model, not a curated record. The coding region runs from base 1 to 621 and encodes 206 amino acids. Gene Ontology annotation, cellular component: extracellular region. Lineage: Eukaryota; Fungi; Ascomycota; Dothideomycetes; Botryosphaeriales; Botryosphaeriaceae. The transcript has a single exon.
AUGCAUUUCCCGCCAAUAAUCACCCUGCUCCUCGCCGCCUCAGCCGCAGCCGCAGCCGCAUCGCCAUUACUAGUACCGCCGUCGUCAUCUCGCCAUGAGCUCCUCCUCCCCAAGCGCGCCGGCGACGUCACCACCAUCACCGCCGACACCCUGAUCCAAGACAUCACCGCCAUCCACGCCGGCGUCCUCGCCAACACGCGCGCGACGCAGGCCUACUCUGGCGGCACCGUCCUAACCUCGCUCCUGCAAGGCGCCCCCGUGCUCGCCACCGUCGCCGCCAUCCACGCCGCCAACCGCAAGGGCUUCGCCGACGCCGAACUCGCCGCGCCCAUCGACGAGCCCGGCACGGCGCGCGUCUUCCAGCACACGGCCGCCACCGUCGCCGUGUCGAUCCCGGCGUCGGUGCGGGUGCUGGAGGGAAAGAGGGCCGCGUUCGCGGCGGCGGGCAUGACGGGCGUCGUGGCCGCGAGCCUGCGGCUGCUGCUGAGCGACCACGACACGUUCAGCGCGGCGCUGCUGGCCAAGGCGUACGCCGGGAACGAGACGCUGACGGCCGUGGGCGAGGGCGUCGUGGCCGCGAUCCACGACGCCAUUCAGAGCGGGGUCGACGCGUUUGAGUAG